Molecule: messenger RNA, 225 nt
Organism: Babesia ovata
Lineage: Eukaryota; Apicomplexa; Aconoidasida; Piroplasmida; Babesiidae
Product: family transcriptional regulator, putative
Exons: 2
Coding region: 1-225 (74 amino acids)
Source: RefSeq, a predicted model, not a curated record
AUGAUCCUGCGCCCCGUUCUCGGCGGACCCAAUCCUUCCGUCCCUCCGUUGCCGCUAGUGCCAAGUGUUGUGCGGAAUGCGACGACCAGCGCCCGCCGCUGUGAUGCGUUGCAUCUCUCAGCUGGGGCUGUUCACCAGCAUUUAACUUCUUAUAUCGCCUCGCCUUCCACACGGUAUAAUUUCUGUCAACCACUACCAAGCUGUUUCCUCCGUUCUUUAUCGUGA